Haliotis rubra (blacklip abalone) is the source of this 4033-nucleotide messenger RNA. RefSeq names its product gamma-aminobutyric acid type B receptor subunit 1-like. NCBI's taxonomy places the organism in Eukaryota, Metazoa, Mollusca, Gastropoda, Lepetellida, Haliotidae. Gene Ontology annotation, molecular function: G protein-coupled GABA receptor activity. The coding region runs from base 336 to 2915 and encodes 859 amino acids. Gene Ontology annotation, biological process: gamma-aminobutyric acid signaling pathway; G protein-coupled receptor signaling pathway. The record is from RefSeq and is a predicted model, not a curated record. Gene Ontology annotation, cellular component: membrane; G protein-coupled receptor heterodimeric complex. The transcript is spliced from 18 exons.
CAGGCGGUGGAUAAUUUGACAGAUAAUUUCCCUUCGAAAAAUCGAUAUUGAGUUCUGGUUUAACAUAAUGAAUGCUGGGGAUUUAGCCAAUGGAAGCAAAUACCAGUGCAUAUCGAUCAGUAACGCGAGCAUAUCGAAAUGUAGGGUAUUAUAGGUCAUGAACAGUUUAAUAAACAUCGCAGCGGUGACUGGUCGAGGACACCUGCCGAGCUGGAAAGGAUUGAAUCAACAACUGAGCAAAUCACGGUCAAAAUCGGCAACAACUACCUGUUCCAAUCUACUUGUGGUAGUCGAGUCCCAAGAAUAUCUUCUUACGUUCUAAAAUUUGUCUGAAAAUGGAAUUUAGAAGUAUUUUGGUGCUGACUAUUUUACUCUCUCUGCAAAUAUGUGAGAGCAUGAAAAAUAAAACUCUCACCAUUGGGGCCAUUUUCCCGAUGUCAGGAAGCUGGGCCGGAGGGAAAGCUUGUCUUCCAGCUGUUGAGAUGGCACAGGAAGAUGUAAAUGCAAGACUUGACAUUCUACCCGAAUACAAAUUGGACAUGAAAUACAAUGACAGCAAGUGUAUGGGUGGCCUUGGCACAAAGGUUCUCUAUCAGCUCUUGUAUGAACCACCAACAAAGAUCCUCGUCCUCACGGGCUGCAGCAUAGUCUCCACCUUCGUGGCACAGGCAGCAAAAAUGUGGAACCUGGUUGUGCUUGGCUAUGGCUCCAGUUCCCCAGCACUUUCCAAUCGAGAGAGGUUCCCAACUUUCUUCCGCACCCAUCCAUCAGCCACUCUACAUAAUCCAACGAGGGUGAAAGUUUUUCAGAAGUUUGGCUGGACUCGCAUAGCCACAAUACAACAAACGGAAGAGGUCUUUUCUUCAACAGUCAAAGAUUUGGAGGCGAGAGUGAAAGCUGCAGGCAUCAGCAUUGACGUCCGACAGAGUUUCCUCACAGACCCCACCAAUGCUGUCAGGACACUUAAGCGUGGAGAUGCUCGGAUCAUCGUCGGUGUGUUUUAUGAAGACAUGGCCAGGAGGGUGUUUUGCCAGGUGUACAAGGAGGGCCUGUACGGCAAGAAGUAUGUGUGGUUCAUCAUCGGCUGGUACCCCGACAACUGGUACAAGCAGGCAGAUCCCAGCAUCAACUGUACAGUGGAGCAGCUAGAGGAGGCCUUGGAGGGACAUUUCACCACUGAAGCCGUCAUCCUCCACCAGGAGCCCACCAUCACUGAAGUCGGACUGACGGCAAAAAAUUUCACGGAAAGACUGAAUAAACGACUAAAUGUAACAGAUACAAGCCAGGUCACUGGUUACCCAGAAGCCCCUCUGGCUUAUGAUGCUGUCUGGGCAAUGGCUUUCGCCCUGAACAAAACAGCAGCUAGGCUGGCAGAGAAGGGCAUGAAGCUCGAGGACUUUGACUACUACAACAAGAAGAUCACUAACGAGAUAUACUCUGCCAUGAAUACUACCAAGUUCCUUGGAGUGUCGGGCAAUGUGGCCUUCUCUUCUCAAGGUGACAGAAUAGCCUGGACCCAGAUAGAGCAGAUGAUCAAUGGGACAUACUACAAGCUGGGCUACUAUGAUUCUAUGGCUGAUAAUUUGACAUGGUUUGACAAGGAGAAAUGGAUAGGUGGAAAGUCACCACCCGACCGGACAAAGGUCAUUGACCAUCUGCGUGUUGUGUCAAAGAUGUUGUACUUUGCGAUGUGUGCCCUUGCUGCUGUUGGCAUCAUCGUUGGGAGCGUCUGUCUCGCCUUCAACUACACCAACAGGCACAGAAGGUGUGUAGCACUGUCCCAGCCCAGCAUCAACAGUCUCACUGUCAUCGGCUGCAUGCUCUGUCUCUUCUGUAUCUUCCUCCUGGGGCUUGAUGGGAAGUUUGUAUCGCCACAGAGAUAUCCUGUCAUUUGCCAGGUGGAGGCAUGGCUGUUGUCGGUGGGGUUCACGCUGGGAUAUGGCAGCAUGUUCUCGAAAAUCUGGACAGUGCAUCAGCUGACAACAUCACGCAAGAAGGAUCGAAAAUCAGUAAAGAGCUGGGAGCUGUACAUCGUGGUGACCAUCCUGCUCCUGCUGGACAUCAGUGUGCUGGUGGCAUGGCAGAUCCUUGACCCCCUGCAGAGGAAGCUGGAUCUCUUCAGCCUAGAGGCACCAACCGACACCGAGGAGGACAUCCAACUCCGCCCAAUGCUAGAACACUGCAACUCCGACAACCUCACUGUGUGGCUGGGUGUGUUGUUCGGCUACAAGGGGAUCCUGCUUAUAUUUGGUAUCUUCCUGGCGUACGAGACACGCAGUGUCAAGCUGAAACAGGUCAACGACUCCCGCUUCGUCAGCAUGGCUAUCUAUAAUGUUGUUGUUCUCUGCGUCAUCACUGCACCAAUCAGCCUCAUCAUCGGCAAUCAGGAAAACGCCACAUUUGCAUUUGUGGCGCUGGCCAUUGUCUUGUGCAGCUUCCUCUCCAUGGGCCUCAUCUUCGCACCCAAGAUGAUUGAGAUUGUCCGCAACCCACAACGUAAUGGACAGGAAGUGAGAUCCCUGACUGACUCGCUGGUGAGCCGUGAGGAGGAAGAGAGACACCAGCGUCUCUUGGCGGAGAAUGAACAACUCAAGAAACAGAUUGCAGAGAUGGAAGACAGAGUCCGUGAGCUGAACAACCGACUGCAAGAGAAAACACAACAGCGAGAGCAACUCACACAAGGUCAAAGCCAGGUCACUGGUCGUAUCACUGUGGAUACGGGGGAGGUAGAGGUUGAAGCUAACGAUAUCGGGGCAGGAGAUCGUGAGGUGGGAGAGUCAUCACAUCUACUUGGGAAGUCAUUUGCGGAGGAUGGGAACAUCACUGUGGAUCCAAACUCUGAUUCAGGACUUGCUAGUGGCUCGUUUGCCAAAAGCUCAAAAACAUCUGCAUCAGAUUCAGAACCUUUCUGUUGAAGGGGAGAGAUCAGGUUAUGUCAAACCAAAGCCAAGGUCUUUGUUUUUCUCAUUGUUCUUCCCAAUUUGUUCAGUUUGUGUCACAGAAGUAGAUGCUGUUAUGGUGUUUUCACUGAACUGAUGACCUAGCUACAUCACAAUAGAAUUCCCUAUGUGAUAUGUCAGCCAUUGUUGAUGGUGUACAGACAUCUUGCCUGAGGACUUAUGGGUAAUAGAUCCUGUGACACUAAAUAAUAGCACAAUAAUGUAGGCCUUUCAUUUUUUAAGUGAUGAUAGGUUUCUUUAGUGUUGAAGUGAUGUCAAUAUUUCUAUACUCUACUUCAGAGUUCCAUGCGAUCAACAUAGUUCCUAUGCCACAGACCAACUCAUGUGACAGCUUGUCAGAUGUUACUCAAACCAUUCAACAAGUUACAGGUUAAUCUUCAAUUUCAUUACUUAAUUCUGCAUACUUUGUAAACAAAUGUUACAAAAUGUUCAUUGACAUAAUGUAAACAUGAAACACUGUCCAUUUUGAUAUUUGUAAUUUGUUUACAAAGACUUUACGGUUGACAUGCAUUCACUAGACAUUUGAAUCCUUAGAUAGCUAAACAUAAUGUCACUUUGAUGUGUAAAGAUACAUUAUAAUAUUCAAGGCCACAAUUUAGUAUAAUAUUUCAGAUUUUGCAAAAUAAUUUAUAAAUUACACUGACAGACUUCCAAUAGAUCAUGAUACUCUGAUUUCAAUGUAAGCACAUUUGUGUACAAACCAGAGAAUUGUCCAGUAACAUGAUACACUAAUGGCAGUGCUGUAAUGCUGAGUCAUCAGAUUUCUAUACUGCUACGUUUUGCUCUGUCUUCCGAACCAUGUUCUCCAUACACCUUCCUAUGUUUCAUCAGCCAAUAUUCAGCCAGUCAUUUAUUAUCAAAUAUCUCCUGUAUGUUUUUGUUGAAGUCAUUCAUCUGCCAAUGGUUUUGUUGAAGUCAUUCAUCUGCCAGCAGUCAAGCAGUCAUUCAUCCACAAAUAUCAACUGUAUGGCUUUGUUGAAGCCAUUCACCUGCCAAUAUUCAACCAGUCAUUCAUCCACAAAUAUCAACUGUAUGGCUUUGUUGAAGUCAUUCACCUGCCAAUAUUUCAUGUA